Molecule: messenger RNA, 2055 nt
Organism: Candidozyma duobushaemuli
Lineage: Eukaryota; Fungi; Ascomycota; Pichiomycetes; Serinales; Metschnikowiaceae
Product: anaphase promoting complex subunit 4
Exons: 1
Coding region: 1-2055 (684 amino acids)
Biological process (GO): protein K11-linked ubiquitination; anaphase-promoting complex-dependent catabolic process; positive regulation of mitotic metaphase/anaphase transition
Cellular component (GO): nuclear periphery; anaphase-promoting complex
Molecular function (GO): protein binding
Source: RefSeq, a predicted model, not a curated record
AUGUCACACAUCAAUGUCCUUCAAAAUGGCCGGCUCCUCGGUCUACCGGAUGGCAAUGUUCUAAGCUGCUGUCCUAAGAUGAAUCUUUUAGCUAUAUCCAUGAAUAGAACGUCCAUCUGGAUGUUUAGGUUCAAUGGUGAAAGAGUAUACUCAGUUAACAACAAAGCCCAGAUCUUGGGCCUUCAAUGGAACCUGAGCGGGCGAUUCUUUGCUGUAUCUGGUAGUGACAACUUUGUCAACAUCUAUGAUACCAAUACUGGAGAAUUGGUCAACAAGUUCGCAACACAUACGUCCUUACCGAUCACACUCAUCAGCUGGGCAUCAGUGAAGCUGGAGAUCAAUGCCGCCUCCGAGAAGGCAUUGCCUUUUAUUAAGUUGUUUCAACAAGACCUUCUAAAAGAUCUACCGAAACUAAGUCAUGAGGUGAACUUCUACGAUACAGAGAGAGCUGGAGGUGUCAUCUCCCUCCAGAACGCCUCAGCAAAGUCUCAGUCAAUGUCCAUCUCCGCCACGAACACCAAUGAAGAUGACUCCCUACUAGACUACCUUCUUGUUGUCAAUGCCAAUGCCAUGUUCACAGCUACAUUCAAUAACCUCUUCACGGUGCCAGAUAUCGAGUUACCUGAGGACUGCAAGUUUCUAAGGCACGAGGUGAAAGACGACUUUUUCAAUCAGGCUUUCCUUGCAGAGAAGUCUUCUGGUGAACUAGUGCUAUACAAAAUGGAGUUCAGUUUGUCUGAGCCAAGGCAACUCUCAUAUGUGUUGGAAAUACUUAAAUACGCGUCCCUCUUGAUCUCGAUGCUUAACCAUAUCACUGACCAAGUGAAUGAGAUGCAGAAGGAGGCCACAGCAUUUAUUGCUCUCUUUGACAGAUAUCUUUCCAACCUAAAGGAUGCUAUUAAGGAAGGAAGUUCCACCGAGGAAGACACCUCGGACAUAAGCGAGGACGAGCUUGUCGAAGUACUCAUGGAAAUUGUCCUCACAGGAGAUGUCCCGGAUUAUCUCAAUGACUAUUGGCUCAACCAGUUUGGCGAGCGAGGUCUCAAUAGGUUAUCCAAGACGGGUAAUGAUUUAUACGAGGCGACCAGAAAAACAGCAUACGCCCAGGUAAUUCUUGCCAUUGAGAAAAUUCUUAUCAUCCUAAGUGAUGUUAGAGGUAUCUGUCUUGCCUGCUCGAAUCUUUACGGAGAUCCCCUUGGCAUGAACGUGGAAACGCUAGAAAAUUCUAUCGAGCUAGGCAAAUCCAUGUUGGUGAGUUUCUACAAGUUCAUUCUAGAGUUCAAUGAAGAGCAGGAACAGUUUAAUGUCUUCUGCAACUACGUGAAGGUGGAAAUCAUUGAAAGGCUCUCCAAGCAAGAGAGUGAUAUGGAGCUGUUCUUCAAAGCACAUCCGGAAAUCGAGGUCAGUUCGACCGUCACAAUGCAUUAUAUCGAUCACUAUUUGACACGGCCCAAAAUCGCCGCUUAUCUCGAUGUUCGGACAUCGACGAAUGAUGUCGUUUUCCAGUCAACUCUAGAGGAAGGAUCUCUCAUAAAAAAGCUCACUAACUUCAAGAUUGAGAUCAAUCAAAAAUUACUACCUGGAAUACAGGAGUACAUCGCUGGAAAGUCUGUCUUCAAGCUGUUAGGCACGAUGAAAGCACUGAAAGCCAAUGUUGAUUGCCACAUGGUCUUCAGCAACGACAAGAUUCUAAUCGCCCGGAAAUCAGAGUCCAAACUUGACAUCUUUACGUUCGACAAAGUUGGGAACAAGAAGUCCCAUGAGAUUGAAUUCCCUGGAGUAAUUCUAUCGUACGAACUAAUGAGUGAUUCGCGGAUCGUUCUUCUUUUGGAAAGAUCCAAUGAACUAAGAGAGCUUAUGCUUUUUGACGUACCAAAAAGUGGCUCCAACAUUGCAUUCGAAAACUUGGUCAUAAAGCAAGUCUUACCUUUCGACACUCAAUCUGCAUUCAUACCCACGUAUAUGACAUUGACCAAAGACCCCUCAUCAAGCUCACUGACAGGGUGUGUUUUCGACAAAACAAGACGUAAUUACGUCAUUUUCAAAAUUGAUUAG